This is a messenger RNA of Aureobasidium vineae, 1629 nucleotides long. The record is from the annotation of a GenBank genome assembly. NCBI's taxonomy places the organism in Eukaryota, Fungi, Ascomycota, Dothideomycetes, Dothideales, Saccotheciaceae.
AUGGCUAGCAGGCGCGAGCGAGUCUUUAGCCGGAGGGAAGUCGAAGCCCAGAUCGCCGAAGGCCGAUCGAUAAUUGUCAUGAAUGGCAAGGUGCUCAAGGUAGAUGCAUGGCUCAAGUAUCACCCUGGUGGUGACAAGGCCAUCAUGCACAUGAUUGGUAGAGAUGCUACAGACGAGCGCAUGCACGCCUAUCAAAUCGGUGUUGUUGAAGGACGCUGGUUCAACUUCCUGCCCCCGAUUCAAGGAGGACAGUUCCGUUUGAAAGAUGUUGUCGACACCGAGGACCAAGUCUCAGACCACGACAACGACUCGUCCAGCCAGGAAAGCUCAGGAGAGCCUUCACCUUUGUUCGAACCCAUCGAUGCCCAACUCCGCCAGCGCAAGCCCGCCAUGUCACGAUCUUCCUCUGCUACAUCCAUGUCGUCGCUGGACGUCGACAAUGAGAAACCACACAACAUCCACGACCCCGAAAGCGACUGGACGAAAGAUCAGAUCAAGAGUGACCUAGAGAGAUACCCAGAGCUUGAUCCCGAGACGCAGGAUGACAUUAUGCAAAAGUACCGCUCAUUGGAUCAGCGUAUGAGAAGUGAAGGUCUCUACAACUGCAACUACAAAUCCUACGCCAUCGAGAUAUCACGAUACUCUUUCUUGUUUGCCAUGUUCUUGACCACCUUGCACUACGGCUGGUACUGUACCUCUGCCCUGUUCAUUGGCGCCUUCUGGCACCAGUUGGUCUUCAGCGCCCAUGAUGCUGGUCACAUGGGUAUUACACACAACUUCCACGUCGACAGUGUCAUCGGCAUGAUCAUCGCCGAUUACCUUGGAGGUUUAAGUCUGGGAUGGUGGAAGCGCAACCACAAUGUUCACCACAUCAUCACAAACUCGCCUGAGCAUGACCCUGACAUCGAGCACAUGCCGUUCUUUGCCAUCUCGCAUCGCUUCUUCAAGUCGCUCCGAUCAACCUACUACGACCGCGUCAUGACAUACGACCCCUUCGCCAAAUUCGUCAUUCAAUAUCAGCACUGGCUGUACUAUCCUAUUCUCUGCUUCGGUCGCUUCAAUCUCUACCGACUAAGUUGGGAGUACCUGAUCCUUGGCCUUGGUCCCCGUAAGGGUCCCGCAUGGUGGCACCGCUGGUUCGAGAUUGCCGGCCAAUUCUUCUUCUGGUACUGGUUUGGUUAUCAGGUUGUGUACAAGAGCAUUCCAGAUGGCUGGAGCCGUCUUGCUUUCAUCAUGAUCAGUCACGCCGUCACCAUGCCCUUGCACGUCCAGAUCACACUCAGCCACUUCGCCAUGAGCACUGCUGACCUCGGUGUCAACGAGUCCUUCCCUCAACGCAUGCUGCGCACCACUAUGGAUGUCAACUGCCCUCAAUGGCUUGACUUUUUCCAUGGUGGCCUCCAGUUCCAGGCUAUCCACCACUUGUACCCACGCAUGCCUCGUCACAACCUGCGCAGAGCUCAAAAGCUGGUUCAGGAGUUCUGCGAUGAGGUGGGUAUCCCAUAUGCGAUCUAUGGCUUCUACGAUGGAAACAAGGAGGUCAUCGGACGUUUGGGAGAUGUUGCUAGACAAGCUAAGAUUCUGGCUGCUUGCCAGAGGAGUAUUGCUGAGAGUGGUGAGAUGCAUUAA